ACAACACAAGCAGCAAAAUGCCACCACGAUUAAAUGUCACUGCGCUCACGCGCACAGUCGCAUUCCGACCUAGACCACAAGUACAAUGGCAUGCCCGACCUACGUUCCGACUCGCCCAAUUGCAACCCCGCCUGUACUCGGAUACAACCAAGUCUCCAGCUGCCGACCGGUCGAAGCGAGAGGAUGCGAAGCCGAUCGAACAUGUUUCCGAAGAGGCGGCUUCUAUGGCGAAAACCAUGGGAGAGAAGGGGCCUGAUCUCAGCCAGGGUACACCCAUCGAAGACGUGGUGAAAGGCGACAAGGCAGCACAAGAAAACCUGCCCAAAGUUAUGAAAGACAAACUCAACUCGCAAAAGCCAAAGACGACGCCCAACAUGACACCGAAUGGCACACGGUCAUACUCUACCAUGACGACACAAAGGAGUGGGGACACUGGCAUGGACAUGGGUCUCGUAGACUUGCAAUCUGCCUCAAAAGUGCCUACAACGCCUGGAUUGAAGUUCGAGAUGCCUUCCCUUCCACUUCCAAAAGAUGGUCAUAUCAAGCACCGACAUGACCCGAUAGUCGAUCAGGUUACCAAUCUGCUCAUGCGACAUGGCAAGAAGAGCGUUGCAGAGCGAACCAUGGCACUCAUUCUGCAACACCUACGAACGUCACCCAUUCCCAACAUUAAACCGGAAAGACCUCUGCUUCCAGGCGCGCCUCCGCCAUCACAUCUUCCACUCAACCCCAUACUGUAUCUCACUCUCGCUAUUGAUUCUGUCGCACCUCUUAUGCGCAUCCGAAGUCAAAGAGGUGCUGCUGGAGGUGGUGUCGCUCUUCAAAUCCCUGUCCCACUUGGACAGAGGCAACGACGACGUGUGGCUAUUGAUUGGAUCAUUUCGGCUGCAUCGAAGCGGAGGAAUAUGGGCAGUGGAAAGGGUAGCUUUGCUCAACGUAUUGCCCAGGAAAUGAUUGCUGUAGUACAGGGCACAAGCGGCAUCUGGGACAGGCGCAACGCCAUCCACAAGCUCGGCGUGGCUGCGCGAGCCAACAUUGUCUUGCCGAGGAAGAGGUAA
Messenger RNA from Pyrenophora tritici-repentis Pt-1C-BFP, 1058 nucleotides. Its product is annotated as mitochondrial 37S ribosomal protein uS7m. Gene Ontology annotation, cellular component: ribosome; mitochondrial small ribosomal subunit. Gene Ontology annotation, biological process: translation; ribosomal small subunit assembly. NCBI's taxonomy places the organism in Eukaryota, Fungi, Ascomycota, Dothideomycetes, Pleosporales, Pleosporaceae. The record is from RefSeq and is a predicted model, not a curated record. Gene Ontology annotation, molecular function: mRNA binding; structural constituent of ribosome; rRNA binding.